AUGGCUUCAUUCUUCCCUCGUGCAGCUUCUCGAGCUCUGCGCGCUUCGGCGCGUCCUGCCCUGCGGGUACAGCGUCCUGCUGCCCCGCUACUCCGUCGCGGGAUCGCGCUUCCAGCUGAGCAGCCACGACUGAGGCUGGGAUCCAUUGCGCCUAACUUCCAGGCGAAGACCACCCAUGGCGACAUGGACUUCCACAAGUUCUUAGACAACAAGUGGACUAUCCUCUUCAGCCACCCUGCCGACUUCACACCCGUGUGUACGACUGAGCUUGGAGCCUUUGCGAAGCUCAAGGAUGAAUUCGAUGCGCGAGGCGUCCAGAUGAUUGGCUUGAGCGCCAACGACUUGAGCUCCCACGACCAGUGGAUUGCCGACAUCAACGAGACGUCCAACACCACCGUGCAGUUCCCCAUCAUCGCCGAUGCCGAUCGCCACGUCGCUUUCCUCUACGAUAUGAUCUCGCAAGACGACCUCGACGCGCUUCAGAAGAACGGCGGCAUUGCCUUCACCAUCCGCUCGGUAUUCAUCAUCGAUCCAGCGAAGAAGAUCCGUCUUACAAUGUCAUACCCCGCGAGCACCGGCAGGAACACCGCCGAGGUACUGAGAGUUAUCGACAGCCUGCAGACAGGAGACAAGAAGGGCAUUGCUACACCUAUUGACUGGCAAAAGGGCCAAGACGUCAUCGUGCCACCCAGCGUCAGCACUGAGGAUGCCAGGAAGAAGUUUGGCGAUGUUAGGGAGGUCAAGAAGUACCUGCGCUUCACUAACGUCGGGCAAUAG
Messenger RNA from Alternaria conjuncta, 777 nucleotides. RefSeq lists its product as uncharacterized. The transcript has 4 exons. Gene Ontology annotation, biological process: cellular response to oxidative stress; cellular oxidant detoxification; cell redox homeostasis. Gene Ontology annotation, molecular function: thioredoxin peroxidase activity. Gene Ontology annotation, cellular component: cytosol; mitochondrion. The record is from RefSeq and is a predicted model, not a curated record. Bases 1 to 777 code for a protein of 258 amino acids. NCBI's taxonomy places the organism in Eukaryota, Fungi, Ascomycota, Dothideomycetes, Pleosporales, Pleosporaceae.